AUGAUUGAGUGUGUUGCUUCUUACGACUUGUGGAUUUGGCAUUCGUUUUUUGGUCCUGCUGGAUCAAACAACGAUGUCAACUUUUUGAAUCAGUCGCCAUUGUUUUAUUCAGAACUUAAUGGAUCCGCACCAGACAGUUCAUUUAGCGUAAAUGGACGAAAUUACAAGUGUGGAUAUUACCUUACCGAUGGAAUAUAUCCUAGGUGGUCUAUGUUUGUUAAGUCAUAUCCGCAUCCAGUCGAAGAGGAUGAAAAGGAGUUCAAAAGACUCCAAGAGGCGGCAAGAAAGGAUGUUGAGCGGGCUUUUGGUGUUCUCAAAGAGAAAUGGAAGAUUUUGGAGCGUCCCUUCCGAUUCAUGACAAAGGAGAAGAUUGGGAAAAUCGUCACCACAUGUACUAUAUUGCACAACAUGAUAAUAAAAGACGAUGGGAGGGCAAUAUCACCGGUUCGUAUUAUGGAUUCACCUGCCCUUAUUGUUUAUGACCGGAACGUGCUGAGGGAGUUACAUGACGAAGAAGUCCAUCAUCGCCUCCGGUAUGAUCUGACAGCGCACGUAUCGGGUUUGGACUUAGCAUACCUUGACGACCCAGCGGCGCAGCCAACACCGAUCGAGGCAUUGAUUUAG
Molecule: messenger RNA, 624 nt
Organism: Erigeron canadensis
Lineage: Eukaryota; Viridiplantae; Streptophyta; Magnoliopsida; Asterales; Asteraceae
Exons: 1
Coding region: 1-624 (207 amino acids)
Source: RefSeq, a predicted model, not a curated record